Pteronotus mesoamericanus is the source of this 8098-nucleotide messenger RNA. RefSeq names its product FYVE and coiled-coil domain autophagy adaptor 1 (gene FYCO1). Gene Ontology annotation, molecular function: metal ion binding. Lineage: Eukaryota; Metazoa; Chordata; Mammalia; Chiroptera; Mormoopidae. Gene Ontology annotation, biological process: positive regulation of autophagosome maturation; plus-end-directed vesicle transport along microtubule. The record is from RefSeq and is a predicted model, not a curated record. The transcript has 18 exons. Gene Ontology annotation, cellular component: late endosome; lysosome; autophagosome. The coding region runs from base 216 to 4649 and encodes 1477 amino acids.
CUUAAAAUAGAAGUGCCCCUUGACUGGCACCCAGGCAGAGCCGGACUCCGGGCAUCUGCAGCCGCAGACCUCCCCCGAGGGAGCCGCUGCCCCAGAGCCGAGGCAGGCUCUCCUGGCCCAGAAGCCCCGAGGGUGCCCCCAUGGAGUCUGACUUUUGCUGACCAGACUCAGGCAGGAGGUGCGCUGCCAAGACAGGUGGCCCGCAGCCAGUCGCCAUGGCAUCCCCCAGCACGGAGAGCCAGCUCCAGAGGAUCAUCCGCGAUUUGCAAGAUGCUGUGACAGAACUAAGCAAAGAAUUUAAGGAAGCAGGGGAACCCAUCACAGAUGACAGCACCAGCUUGCAUAAGUUUUCUUACAAACUUGAGUAUCUCCUUCAAUUCGAUCAGAAGGAGAAGGCCACCCUCUUGGGCAGCAAGAAGGACUACUGGGAUUACUUCUGCGCCUGCCUGGCCAAGGUGAAAGGAGCCAACGACGGCAUCCGGUUCGUCAAGUCCAUCUCGGAGCUCCGAACAUCUCUGGGAAAAGGAAGAGCAUUUAUUCGCUACUCCUUGGUGCACCAGAGGUUGGCCGACACCUUACAGCAGUGCUUCAUGAACACCAAAGUGACCAGUGACUGGUACUAUGAAAGAAGCCCCUUUCUGAAGCCAAGGCUGAGCUCUGACAUUGUGGGCCAGCUCUACGAGCUCACUGACGUUCAGUUUGACCUGGCGUCCAGGGGCUACGACUUAGAUGCUGCCUGGCCGACGUUUGCCAGGAGGACGCUGUCCCCCGGCUCGUCCGCUUACAUGUGGAAGCCCCCCAGCCGCAGCUCCAGCAUGAGCAGCCUGGUGAGCAGCUACCUGCAGACUCAGGAUAUGGCCUCCAGCUUUGACCUGAACAGCCCCUUGAACAACGAAGCGCUGGAGGGCUUUGAUGAGAUGCGGGUGGAGCUGGACCAGCUGGAGGUGCGGGAGAAGCAACUGCAGGAGCGCAUACAGCAGCUGGACAGAGAGAACCAGGAGCUGAGGGCAGCUGUCACCUCUCAGGGAGAGCAGCUGCAGAUGGAGAGGGAGAGGGGUCGCUCUGCCGCCCAGGACAACAUACGUCUCACUCUCACAGUGGCCGAGCUCCAGAAGCAGUUGGAGCUCACCCAGGCCACACAGAACACCGUGAAGGAGCUGCAAACGUGCCUGCAGGCCCUGGAGCUGGGCGCCGCAGAGAAGGAUGAGGAUCACCGCGCGGCCCUGCGGCAACUGGAGUCCAUGCUGCAGCUGCUGACCCAGGAGCUUGAGGCCACCCGGGAUUUGCUGGGCAGGAAGAACCAGCUUUUAGCUAGUGUCCCAGCUCCUCCAGGCACAGCUGAACAGAAGGCAGAAGUGACACUGGACACAAAGGGGCAGCAGGAACGCAUCCCCAGUGCCUCCGUCCAGGAGAUCCAGGAGCUGGGGGAGAAGCUUCGAGCUCUAGAGCGGGAGAGCACCAAGGCCCAGGAACUCAACAAGCAGCAGAGUGCCCGGCUGGAGCAGCUAGCCAAUGAGCUACAGCUGAAGGAGGAGGCCCGGGCCCGCCUGGAGCGCCUCGUGGCAGAGACAGCCUCACUCCAGGAGGAGAUGUCCGGGAAGAGGCAGGAGGCAGCCGAGCUCCAGCGGCAGCUACAGGAGGCCCAGGCCAACUUGAGCUCCUUGAAGGAAGAGCUAGCAGAGGUGAGGCAGGAGGAGAAGCGGCACCGACAGGAGAAAGAGCUGCUGCAGGGAGAGGCCAGGUCCCUGAUAUGGCAGCUGCAACUCUUGGAGACUCAGCUGGCACAGGUGAGCCAGCAUGUGAGUGACCUGGAGGAGCAGAAGAAGCAGCUCAUCCGGGACAAAGACCACCUCAGUGAGAAGGUGGGGACACUGGAGCGGCUGGCAGGGCAGUCAGGCACAGGCCUGCCUCUGGCAGGCGAGGAGAAUGAGACUCUGGCCCCACAGGAUUCCACCCUGCAACAGGCCUUGGAGACGCCGGAGGAGCAGAGAGGCCAGCAGGAGGGACCGGUGAAUGAUGCCAAGAUGCAAGGGAGCAGCCAGGAGGAGGAGCUGCAGCAGGCCAACAGGGCGCUGGAGAAGGAGCUGCAGAGUGUGGCAGCGCGCAACCAGCUCCUGGAGGACAAGCUGCAGACCCUGCAGGCUGAUUACCAGGCACUACAGCAGCGGGAGGCGGCCAUCCGGGGCUCCCUGGCUUCCCUGGAGUCAGAGCAAGCCAGCAUCCGGCACAUGGGUGACCAGAUGGAGGCCAGCCUCCUGGCUGUGAAGAAGGCCAAGGAGACCAUGAGGGCUCAUGUGGCAGAGAAGGAGGCUGCCCUGCAGAGCAAGGAGGCCGAGUGCCAGCAGCUGCGGGAGCAGAUGGAGCAGGGCCGGCAGCUGGCAGAGGCCCGGGAAGGGGAGCUUAGGGCUUUGGAGAGCCAGUGCCAGCAGCAGACCCAGCUGAUCAAGACCCUCACUGCAGAAAAAGGCCAAGAGGGGCUCAACCCACCUCAAGAGAAUGCGUCUCAGGAGCUAGCCGCGCAGCUGGCCCUGUCUCAGGCGCAGCUAGAGGUCCAUCAGGGGGAGGCUCAGCGAGCGCAGGCUGAGGUGGUGGACCUUCGGGCCAAGCUCCAGGCAGCCCUGGGUGACCAAGAGCAGGUGCAGGGCCAGCUGAGCGUGACCAAGGCAGCUCUGGAGGAGCACAAGGCCCUUGUGCAGCAACUUAAGGAGCAGAAUGAAGCCCUCAACAGGGCCCACGUCCAGGAGCUGCUGCAGUGCUCAGAGCAGGAAGGGGCACUACAGGAGCAGGGGGCCCACGAGGCCCACCUGAAAAUGGAGGAGCUCCACACCCUGCAGGAGGAGCUGUCUCAGGCCGAGUGCCUCUCCCAGGAAGCACAGCUGGAACACGCCGAGCUGCAGGAGCAGCUGCACAGGGCCAACACGGACACCGCCGAGCUCGGCAUCCAGGUGUGCGCACUGACUGCUGAGAAAGAGCGGCUGGAAGGCGUGUUGGCUCGCACUGUCCAGGAGCUCAGGGAUGCCAAAGAGGCAGCCUCCAGGGAGCGAGAGGGCCUGCAACAGCAGGUGGCGGGGCUGCAGCAAGAGAUGGAGAGCUUGCAGGAGAAGCUGAAGGUGGCUGAGGAGGCAGCUCACUUGCUGCCUGGCUUGCGGGACCAGCUGGCCCAGGCCGAGCAGCGGGCCCAGAGCCUCCAGGAGACUGCGUGCCAGGAGCUCGACACCCUCAAGUUCCAGAUGAGUGCCGAGAUCAUGGACUACCAGAGUAAACUUAAGACUGCCAGUGAAGAGUGCAGGAGCCUCAGGGGCCAGCUGGAGGAGCGAGGCCGGCAGCUGCAGGCCGCCAAGGAGGCAGUGGGGAAGCUGGAGGCCGCCCAGGCAGACGCAGGAGAGGAGCUGAGCCGCACGAGCAGGCACCUGUCGGAGUGCCAGGCCGCCGUGCUGAAGAAGGACGAGGAGGGGGCCGCCCUGCGCCAGCACUUGGACAGGACCCAGAAGGAACUUGAAAAGGCCACGACAGAAAUCCAAGAGUAUUGCAGCAAACUCCGCCAGGAAGUGACAGACCGGGAGAAGAAUGAUCAGAAGCUGCUGGCAGACCUGGAUGACCUGACUAGAACCAAGAAGUACCUGGAGGAGCGGCUGAUAGAGCUGCUCAGGGACAAGGAUGCUCUCUGGCAGAAGUCAGAUGCCCUGGAGUUCCAGCAGAAGCUCCGUGCUGAGGAGAAGCUGCUCGGGGAUGCAGAGGCGAGCCACUGCCUUGACUGCAAGCGGGAAUUCAGCUGGAUGGUGCGGCGGCACCACUGCAGGAUCUGUGGCCGCAGCUUCUGCUACUACUGCUGCAGCAACUACAUCGUGACAAAGCCCGGGGGCAAGAAGGAGCGCUGCUGCCGAGCCUGCUUCCAGAAGCUCGGCGAAGGCCCGGGCUCCCCCAACAGCACCAGCUCAGGCACCAGUCAAGGGCAGCCCAGCCCCACCCUGUCACCAGCCCAGGCCGGACUCCAGGCCCCCGAAGGCCAAGGCGCGAUCACAGACUUCAGGUCCCCAGACGACACCAUGUUUGACAUCAUCACAGACGAGGAGUUGUGCCAGAUACAGGAGUCCGGCUCCUCCUUGCCUGAAACACCCACUGAGACCGAUUCUCUUGACCCAAACGUGGCCGAACAGGACACCACGUCAAACUCGCUAACUCCUGAGGACACUGAAGACGCGCCGUUGGGGCAGGAUGCUGAGAUCUGCUUGCUGAAGUCUGGAGAGCUGAUGAUAAAAGUUCCUUUCACAGUGGAAGAGAUCGCCAGCUUCGGGGACGGCAACAGGGAGCUGUUUGUGCGGUCCAGCACCUACAGCCUCAUCCCCAUCACCGUGGCCGAGGCGGGCCUCACCAUCAGCUGGGUCUUCUCCUCCGACCCCAAGAGCAUCUCCUUCAGUGUGGUCUUCCGGGAGGCAGAGGACACACCACUGGAUCACUGUAAGGUCCUCAUCCCCACGACCCGCUGCAGCUCCCACAAGGAGAACAUCCAGGGCCAGCUCAAGGUGCGCGCGCCAGGCAUCUACAUGCUCAUCUUCGACAACACCUUUUCCAGGUUUGUCUCCAAAAAAGUAUUUUAUCACUUGACGGUUGACCGGCCAGUGAUCUACGACGGAAGCGAUUUCCUAUAGCCUCAAGCACCUGGAUUUUCAGUGUCACUUUACCCACAAGAAACACUACUUUUCUCACCUGUCACAUAAAACACUAAAACAAAAGCAAACAACAAGAAAAAAACCACCCGCUCCAAAGCCGAUCAGCUAUGCAACUUCGGGCGACAGGCCCUUGCUGCUCCUCAAAGCGGCACAGCUCUGAGCGGUGGGCGCUCAGUGCCACGUGCUGACACGUUUGGCCUGGGCUCCCAGGGGCCCUAGCAGCGUUUCCACUGGCUGGGGACCUGACCGCCCUCACAGCCAAAGGCGUGCUCUGCCGAAGGGUUACACAGUCCCAAGGACAUAGUUGGUUCCAAGGCCCCUGUAGAGAGUUUCCCAGGCCAGGGGUGACACCAACGCCUGUCCUUGGAGCAAGCGCCCUGCUCUGCCCCGCCUAGACCCUCGCACCCUGGGCGACCGGGUGCCGGGAUGCCCUCGCCGGACCCUGUGAGGUCUGCAGGCCCUCCCAGGACACGAGUCACAGUGCCCUGGGGCCCCCCCGAGACCUCAGCCAGCCUCUUCCCAUCACGCUCCUGUCUCUUUCUGCCCCAGUGAGUUUGCGGUUGCUCCCGAACUCAGCAACUUCGGAAGGGCCUCCAACUGCACCUUCCUCCAAGCCCUGUCUGGGCGGUUCUGUCCUCGGGCAAAGGCCUUCACUUACCCAGGCUUCUCCUCUGUUCAGAACAUCACCCUGGGAGUCAGAACUGAAGAUAAAUCAGGAAACAGCCCAUUAGGCUCAGAGCCGCAGUGGCUGUCUUCACGCAGUUGACGAAAGCCAAAUGCUGGCCGACAACGGUGCCAUGACCAAAAGGUAGCAUCGUGCCGUGGCCUUGAGGUCCCGCUUCUCAGCGGGUGACCUGUCUAUGCUUAUAGAAGUAAGGGCUUCCGCUUCACCUGCAGGCAUGUUCGCCAAUGACCAUGAGCAGGAUGAGAGCCACUCUCAGUAAGCCUUUGAUAACGCAAGUGUAAGCAGGGGCGAUUCAAGAACCUGCUCUUCACCUUUUGGUCUCAACUCCCCACCGGGGGUUCCCUGGCCCCAAACCUGCCCACUUCCUGCUGCUCAGCCUACGCUUGGCAACCAGGAGCCACCUCCCCAGGGGCCAGAUCAAUCCUGUUUCCUUUCGCGGACAAGAAGGAGAUAAUCUCUCUGUUCUCUGGCCCUUUUCCUGUCACAGAAAGUCACCUUUGGUGGCCUCUCUGUGACUGUUCAGGUCUGAGUGCUGGGCCCGGGCAGUCUUCCAGGUGUGCUGGUGACCGAGGCAAGUCACAGCGUCCCAGGGCUUCAUUUUGUCAUCUGCAAGUCUGGUCGGGCUGGUUUUGAGAGCUUAGGACAGGCUGGGGCCCCAGGCUAAGUCCAGCACAGGCUCCCGGGGCUCUGGCACCCGCAGAGCGCUCCUGGGGGCCGGGGUGGAAGGAAAUGACUUUUGCAAUGGACUCGGGCCCCUCAUUCAAACAGGAGACGGACGCUUCCUGUUCGUUUAAAUGGGGACUGGUGAACAGAACCUUCCAGAGAAAAGCCGGGCCUCAUGCUCACUCAUGGGAGCAGCCUCUCACAGGAAGCCAUCUGAGUCUCGCCUCUCCCACUAGCCACGGGCCUGCUGGUGCUCAGCACCGAAAGAGAAAACGCCCCGGCCCGCGGAGACUGCAUAGCCUCAUGCUGGUCUCACCACAUGAAGGGAAAUUACAGUUAAAAGAGAACCCAACACAGCCAGGCACCUUGUGAGUACUUAGCUUUCUCAGGAAACAAGCUCUGGCUGAUGGCUUCCCACGGGCGUCGCGGCCACCUGUGGCUAGAACCAACCUCUAGCGAACAGCUGAUGAGCGUCCUGCGAAAGGCCUGGGACAUUCCAUCUGCCCGGGGUCCUACUGCAGCUUUAAAAACCACUUGGCUCUUGGACCCAGAGCCACCACUGGAAAGCGGGGCCCCCGUGGUGCGCGCCCCUGCGCCGUCGGCUACAGUGAAGCAAGAGGGCCUUCGCGGCACUCGGAGGACUGCCCGAUCCCCGUGGUCACGUCCUGCCUCUGUAGCUUGUUUAUUUGUUUGUGCUGGAUGGACUCCUGUCCUUUGUUAUUUUGCUGUGUGAGCUCGAGUUUGCUGUGCACUCCACAGCUAGAGAACAUCUUGCCCUAUUUAAGUGGCUUGUAUAAAUAGCUUUAUCAUUUGAAAUAGGUCCCAAACUUGACAGAGGUUUUGGGGUUGGGGCACCCUUUAAAAAUGCAAAUGACAAUGAGGAACUAUUGAAGGGAGUAGCCCAACCAGUAGACAAAAUGACACUAGAAAUCAAUGACGAGGAAACAUCCGGGGGAUCCCAGAUCACUAAGACACUCACGCAGCCCCACGAUGGCCCACGGCCACCGGAGUAACAGUCACUUUUUUAGCAUUGACGCUGGCCGUCUUGUUCAUCGCUGCCUCAGAAGCCACUAAACUUCAGUUGGGGCGUGGCCUCUGUCAGGCCCACUCACCCGCAAGGAAGUGUGUGUGGGGUGGAGCACGGCCUCUGCAGAGCUCUCCGGACAGCGGGCCGACUGGGCCAGGAGCGGACGCCGUUCCCAGGCAGGAUUCUGGACGUGAAAAGCCCCGCGGGGUUGGAAAGUAGAAAUACAAAGCCACGUAAUAUAAUUCAAAAAUAAAGGGGGUGGUUUUUCUGGACAUUUGUCACCCACCUAAGAUGGCAAAGCCAUUCUAGACUCGCAUGAAAGGAAGUCCCCCGUUUGGGGAUGAAGACGUAGAGUACUGUAUCUCACGGUACUGGCUAGAUGUCCUCUCCUGUAAAUUUUAGAGCAGUUUCAUUGAGUGAGAGUCCCAUCCUUGGCUCAGGGGUGUUGAGAGUCAAAGCACAGAGAAGCCAUUGGUGGCGCGUGGAGCCUGGGCUCGCCCUUCGCAGGGACUGUGGAGGCAGCCAUCCGCCACGACAGAGCAGGCAAAAAGCACUUUUUAGUGGAAACUUGGGUGAAUUUUUCUCAUUUCACUGUGAUUCUUUCAAGGAGAUGGGAAAGGCUGAAUAGAGCUUUUCCUCUUAAUCACUUUUUUAAAAUAAUGAAGUAGAUCUUUGAAUUUUGGGAGACAUUUCUGAUUUAAAAAAAAGAAAAAAGGCUUACGUAGAACCUUCUGAUGAGCCAUCCAGAGACACCCCUGCCUCUGGUGGCUGCAGCAGCCAGGCCUGCCCUGCACAGCUUCCUAUCGGAAUUGCACUUGAACUGACUAGUCCUCACUUCUCGCGGCCUUAUGGGAUAGUGGGUCUGGGACCCCAGUCCAUCCUUAUCUGCCAAAGAAUGACCCAGAAGCACAUCAAACGCCAACACCCCACCUGCCCGGUGGAGGUGAAAACCUGUAUCCCAAAACAUUUCUUUAUAGCAUCUGCUGCACCAUUUGGAAAUGUAUUUUUAACCUCAGGAUUUAAAUAAACACUAUGACAUUGAGAGUGGGGUCA